Messenger RNA from Xenopus tropicalis (tropical clawed frog), 4234 nucleotides. It is a transcript of the gene e2f1, whose product is annotated as E2F transcription factor 1. The coding region runs from base 1475 to 2761 and encodes 428 amino acids. Gene Ontology annotation, molecular function: protein dimerization activity; RNA polymerase II cis-regulatory region sequence-specific DNA binding. The transcript is spliced from 7 exons. Gene Ontology annotation, cellular component: transcription regulator complex; nucleus. The record is from RefSeq and is a predicted model, not a curated record. Gene Ontology annotation, biological process: regulation of DNA-templated transcription; regulation of transcription by RNA polymerase II. Lineage: Eukaryota; Metazoa; Chordata; Amphibia; Anura; Pipidae.
GCCGGGCGUUUCCGCUGUGGCCAAUGGCGCGCCGCCGCUGACGUUGUGUAUGGUUUCGCGGCAAAAAAGGAAUUGGCGCGCAAAUGGGCGAGCUGAGGGAGACCGGGGGAUCAGCUGGGAGGCGAAAACAAUAGCAAGUCUGGGAGGAACCGACCGCCGGCGGUGGUGGUACCGGGACCGUGAAUGCCUACAGGAACCAAUAACAAUUUCUUUUAUUGGAGUUCGUCGUGCCUCAGGAAUAAGCCUUUUAUAGGAGAGGACAACACACUGACAUUAUUCCCGCACCCCCCUCCCAAUACAUGAAUCUUUGCACUAAUAUAAAUAUGUGCUUUGGGGUUUUAGCAGCUUUUCCUAUAGACUUCUUAUUUUAACCCUGUCCCUGCCUUGGUGUUUUUUUUUCUAUUCUGCUUUGGACUGGGUCAAGCACUUUACCACCCUAUUUCUAUUAGACUUUGUAUUUAAUGUUUUCUGCUCUGUUUUUAGCCAGUUUAGGCUUUUUUUCUGCACUUAGAUACAUUUUUUGAGGGUUUGGGUGAAGCUAUUCUUGAGUUAUUACAGGGCAGUUCAUGGGGUUAUAUAAAUGCCUAUUAAAUGUAGUGCAUUUUGUUGAUUCAGUCGUUUUAGUUCCCCUUUAAUUCAGUGCAUUUUGUUAUUUCAGUUGCUUUAGUUCCCCUUUAAUUCAGUGCAUAUUGUUUUGAGGGCUUGCAUUGUUUUGUAAUUAGUAGUGUAUUUUGUUCUGAGCCUUUGCUUUAUAGAGUUUUUGUAAUUAAGUGUUUUUUGUGCUAAGAACUUGUAGUUUCCCUUUAAUUCAGUGCAUUUUGUUGUUUUAGUUCCCCUUUAAUUCAGUGCAUUUUGUUGUUUUAGUUCCCCUUUAAUUCAGUGCAUUGUUUUGUUAUUAGUAGUGUGUUUUGUUCUGAGCCUUUGCUUUAUAGAGUUUUUGUAAUUGAGUUUUUUGUUCUAAGACGUUGUAGUUGCCCUUUAACACAGUGAAUUUUGCUAGAAGUCUCUCCCUUUUAUACACUGAAUUUUGGCCUUCGGGGCUGCAUUCUAAGUCGCCGUCGGAGCUUACGUAUUUCGACAAGAAGAUCUCAAAAGACAAGACUUUUGCUUAUCAGAGGCGCCCGACAUUGUGAUCCUUUUGUUGACAGGUGCAGCCUGUGUGAAUGAGCAAGCAGAAAGUUAGCUGGUUUUAAAGAUUUUAGCACUUUGCAAAACCAUUUCCCCCCUUUUAUAUUACUGAGUUGUUAUGGAUACUUGGAAAUGGCAUUUAUUUUGGGGCUGAAUCUGGAUGUUCCAUGAUGUUUGCUCAAAGGCUGUUUUCACCUGCACCCCCCUUUUUGUUGUCCCAUGGUCCAGCCCAGGGGUUGCUGUUGGCUUAAAGCUCCAUUGGAACACUUAGGCCUCUGUUGUAUUAUCAGCUGUUUUCUUCUGUUAUGGGAACUCUUGAAGCAAAGAUGAACACCACCAUCUGAUCAUGUCCCAGGAGUUUGGGGUGUCUUAUAGCUGCAGUGAAGGAGAUUUUGGGGCUCUCUGGGAAGCUGGAACCUUCCAGGUGGCUGAACAGCAGAUUGUUAUUAUAUCCACCCCAGAUGUCCCUGCUGAAGCUGCUGGAAACCCUGGUCUCAGUGAGGCAGAGUUAAUGCUUUUUACCACCCCUCAGGGUCCUUCCACGUCAUACACUGCACAGAGGCCUGAUCUUGGACGCCCACCGGUAAAAAGGAAGUUAGAUUUGGAAACUGUAUCCAGAUAUAAUCAAGAAGCGCUACAGACACCCCGCGGGAAGGGGAAAAGACCUCUGAAAGCAGUGAAAUCCCCAGGGGAGCGGUCACGAUAUGAUACAUCCCUGCAUCUUACAACCAAACGUUUUCUGGAACUUCUAAGCCAAUCUUCAGAUGGAGUAGUGGAUCUGAACUGGGCUGCUCAGGUUCUGAAUGUGCAGAAAAGGAGAAUAUAUGACAUCACCAAUGUAUUGGAAGGGAUCCACUUAAUCACUAAAAAAUCCAAAAACCACAUACAAUGGCUGGGAUAUACAUCAUAUGCGGAAUACAACAGCAGAUACCAGAGUGCAUUGAAGGAUUGCCAGAAGUUAGAGGACCAAGAGAAACAAUUAGACAAACUUAUUCACAUGGCCAACACUCAGUUGAAAUUGUUUAAAGAAGAAGAGUGUCAUAAUUUUGGAUAUGUAACCUGUCAGGACCUUCGAAGCAUUGCAGAUCCAUCUGAACGAAUGUUAAUGGUUAUUAGGUAUCCACCAGACACAGAUAUGUGUGUUUCAGAUCCUGCUGAGGCUUUUCAGAUGUCUCUAAAAAGCACACAGGCGCCCAUUGAUGUAUUUCUCUGCCCAGAUGACAGUUCUGGUGUGUGCAGUCCAGUCACAAGUCCCACUAAAACUAGCCAAGCAGAGCCCUCAUCCAUUAACCAAGCAGAGCCCUUGCCUUCCGUCCAACCUAAAGAGGAAUCGCCUGCUUCCAUCCCUAUGCUGGACAUUGGGCUUGGGCUGCUGUCUGACAUGCAAGAGCCGUUCCUGCCACCAGAGAAUGAAAUACCUCUUGAUUCUACCUUGAAUUGUCUCCCACUUUCUCCCUCUAACCUCCUCCUGGACUACCGGGAUGCUAUGCCGGACUUUCUCCCCAAUGACUUCAUCAGCCUGUCUCCUGCUUCAUCACAGGAGUACAGCUUUGGAUUGCAAACCUGCGAGGGUGCUGCAGAACUUUUCAACUUCGACUGUGACUUUAGUGGCCUCACAGCUCUGGAUUUGUAAAAUAGUGCCUGAAUAGGAUAUUUUUUUUUUUUGUCUAGCACAGAACCUAUUACCAAUAAUCAUUCAUUGCUGCUCCAGUUCCUAAUUGUCUUAUAAGGCUAUAUAUUCCUAUGGUCCACAUUCCUUUUGGAGGUUCAUGUUUGUAAUGCAAGAAAAUCGAUUUUGGAGAUGUUAAUUUGUAUUACUAAUCAAGCGCCAAAAUAAAUGUGUGUGUGAGUAAUAAAUAUAUAUAUAUAUAGUGUAGGUUGUCAGCGCUCAGGUUUUAAGUAAUAAAGCAAAAAAGGCAACAAAUUGAAAAAUCAAGCAGUGAGGUUUAUUUCAGUCCUAUACAGGGACAUUCGUCAGGGAUCGAAAGUCCCUGUAUAGGACUGAAACAUCGGAACAAAUAAACCUCACUGCUUGAUUUUUCUAUUUGUUGCCUUUUUUGCUUUAUUACUUAAAACCUAUGAGUGCUGACAACCUACACUAUAUAACCUACACUAUAUUUGAUUCCUCGCUCUGGCACCUAGGUAUCGCAUUCUUAUGGUGUGCUUCCUUUUCCAUAUAUAUAUAUAUAUAUAUAUAUAUAUAUAUAUAUAUAUAUAUAUAUAUAUAUAUAUAUACGCACACACACCUCUCUCCCUACUGCAGAAGAUUAAACAAGAAACGAGAGGUUAUAGUCUGGUCUUAGCACUUAUAUUUACCCAUAUGUGUGUGUGUAUGGGGGAAAUGAUGCAUUUUUAAAAUGUUUUUCAGAGGGGUUAAGGGCUUGGUGUGGGUGGUGGAGAAAAGUGAGGCUUUAAUAAUGAACCUUCAAGCAGAUGAACUGGUUGCUGAUGGCCUAACCACUUCAGUAUGUUAGUACGUAAGAGCUCUCAGCACAGACAGUCUUCGUGUCAUUCUUUCUCUGAAUGAAGAGCUUUGGGCCGCCCCUAUUUCUUUUCCCCGCUCUUGGCAUUUCCUGUGCAUCCUUAUAGAGGAAGUAGUAUGCAUUGUGACACAUUUUGUUUUAAUUUAUUAAAUCCCAGCAGCAUUGUUGUCCCUUCCUUUAACCUUACGAACACCCCGUGCAAACAGCUUGCUGCCGGUGUUCUAUAGUGUUGUGGUUUUAUAUAAUAUAUAAUUUGUUCCCUAUGCUGUUUAUUAUGUUGAUCACUUAAGUUACAGAUUUUGUAUAUAAAAAUGCACCAGGCUGAAGCUUUUGAUUUGGAGUGUACAGCUAAAAAGGUUUAAAGAGUUGGGGGGGAUUAUUCUGUAAGUUGGUUGUUUGCGUAUAUUUUUACUUAAAAACUGCCCUUAAAAGUUGUAUUUAUAAGCGAGUUUAUGUAGUAAAGUAAAAGUUAACUUUUUUUUUUUUUCUUCAUUUUGUUCCCUUAAUUGAGGGCUGUUCUGAAUUGAAGAGCAGACGGGAUCAGUGUGUUUGAUUGAGCUAGCUUAAUUUAUCAAUAAAUCUAUUUUCAUUGCCAAUAAAAAAAAACAACUUUUCAGCAAAAA